CCUCGGAUGUUGGGAUGUGGUGCCGUCUCCUAGACAAGUUAGUUGCUACAGCAGCAUCAGCGAACGACACAGACAAGAGAGAUGGAGGACUUUGAAGAUGUGGAAGAGGCUCCGCCCUCCAACGAAGAGCUGAUCCCCUGUAAAAUUUGUGGAAGGAGCUUCUUCACUAAAGUCCUGAAGAAACAUACCCCAAUCUGUCAGAAAGCAGCAGCUAAGAAGAGGAAGGUGUUUGACUCUGGCAGGCAGAGAGCUGAGGGAACAGAGAUCUCCACUAUCAAACCUAUCAAAUCUAAGUCACACACUUCUACCACCACUGCUAAGACUGUGAAACCGGAGCCUCCUAAGAAGCAGUCUAACUGGCGCAGGAAACACGAGGACUUCAUUGCCACCAUCAGAGCUGCCAAGGGCAUCACUCAGGUCAUGAAGGAUGGGGGACCCUUACCCCCUCCUCCACCACCCUCCUACGACCCAGAUUAUAUCCAGUGUCCAUUCUGCGAGCGGCGGUUCAGUGAGAAUGCAGCAGACAGACACAUGAAAUUCUGUAAGGAGCAGCACGCUCGCAUGCAGAAUAAGGCCAAGGUACCUGGGGUUGUGGACACCAAGAAAACACCUGCACGCACACAGUUCAAGCCUCCUGCUCCUGUGAAGAAGGCUAACUCUCCUGCUGUGUCCGCUGUGCCCUCUUCCUCCCGUUUACCCCAGAGAUCUGUCCUGGGCCAGCCCUCCGGGAUUUCAUCCAGUAAGGUUCCCUCUGCAGGAUCAGUGAGGAGCGCUCCGUCUGGUUACUCUCCUAACCGCAGCGCCACUUCUGGCCUCACUAGUCCACCUUCAGGUGUUGGAGGUAAGCCCCGUCCAGUAGGUUCCUAUGGCUCUGUGAAAAUCUCUCAGACAGCAGGGGGACUCAACAACAGGAAAGCCUACAACACAGACAAAUACAACUCCAGGAGCGAUGGCAAAAGUGAAAACGUGGAUAAUGGGGGAAUGAUGACAAAGUUCUGCCACGAGUGUGGAACACAGUACCCUGUAGACUGGGCCAAGUUCUGCUGUGAGUGUGGGGUCCGUAGGAUGUGUAUUUAAAGGAGGAGAGUGAGGGAUAGAGGUGAGGGAUAGAGGAGUAGAAGAGAGAGAAAGGAGUAGGAGGAUAGAGAAAAGGGGGAAAGAUAAGUGGAGAGGAGGGAAAUAGGAAAUUAAAUUAAAGAAGGGUUGGAACCCUGGGCCAUGAUGCUGUUAUGACACUUACCUAGUUAAAAUAGUGCACGGCAAGCAGGAGUUCUCUCCCCCCCCUCAUAAUUUCGUAAAGUCAGUUUGAUAUCAGCCCUCAUAACUGUUAAUGUCAUUAUUAUGACAGUGUUAUGUAGGCUUUACUACAGAAGAGUCGAGCACAUAAUUACCCCAAAUGUCCACCCUAACCCAUUCUUAUCCCAACCACUGCCUAUGUACCAUGAUCUACAAGCCCUCUCCAGUAUAACCCGAGGUAGAAACACACUCAUCCCAUCUACUCCCUCCCACCCAUUUCUCUCCUGACUCACAUAUUCAAUGUAUUAUUAUUGAAGUGCAAUAUGAUUGACUACUGAUUUAAAAAGGAGUUUAAUUCUUGAAGAUGAAUGGAAUGUGUGACGUGGCAAAGUGGACUCAUUAUUUUCAUUGAGUCAUGAGUAGAAUUAAUGUUAAGUAUUUGGAAAAUAAUACACAUGGGUUUUACAGGGACCAGUGUAAGAGCAGGUUGCCCUUUUAUUGUUAUGAAUCUUGUCCUGGAGGCAGAACUGAGGUUGUGUCUACACUUGACAAUUUCAUGCGACUUCUGCUGUCAGAAUACGAAGAUCGCAUUGAAAAGACGGGUCUAGACGCACAAAAGGCGCUUUGUGGUCUAAUUGUGUUCACAUCUGAAGUGGUCAGGGAUGCAUUGUGUGUGGAUUUCUCCUCAGUCUGGACGCAAUCAGGCUACAGAAAGCGCAAACAGUGGGCAACAUCAUCAGCACUCCUCCACCAAAUCUCCAGAAAACGUGUGUUUUGGGACAGAGAGGCACCUUUUCAUUAUAACGUUGUAGUGAAAACGUUCUUAGUGUGAGAGGAAUGUGUUUUCUGGCUUCAAAUGGUAGCCAAAUAGCUAAUAUUUAGAAAACCAGUUUUGUUUGGCGAGCGUUAUCCCGUUUGCAGUCUCUUUAGUGUUGCUCACUAUCUUGCUGGCUAGCUACAGAGGUUAGCUAGCUAGUGAGCUACAGAGGUUAGCUAGCUAGUGAGCUACAGAGGUUAGCUAGCUAGUGAGCUACAGAGGUUAGCUAGCAUGUGAGCUACAGUAGUUAUUCUCAUAUUUUGCCUAUACCACUGCUUGUAGAAUGCACACUGUCAUUUGAAUAUGGUGUGAAAAAAAGGAAUCCGGACACACUGUGGACACGGUAGACACAUUUAAAUGUAGGUGUAGACACAUGAGCUGAUCAGAAUGCAAAAGCUGCAUGAACUGUCAAGUCUAGACACAGCCUGAGUGAUUUCCCCUGAGGACAGAUGCAAUGUCAAAAUUGUCUAUAUUGUAAGAAUUCAUGAAAACAAAAAUGAGCUUUUUGGUCUUCAUUUAGGGUUAGGCAUUAGGUUUAGCGGUGUGGUUAUGGUGAGGGAAAGGGUUACAUUUCAAAUCAGAUUUUAUGACUCUGCAGAGCUGCCUCCAGAACAAAAUGUAUGAAGAAAAAACACUCCACUAACAUGCAGCAUAAGAGGCCAUUGCAGUUUAAAUAGUUGUGGUUCAGGUCAGGUUUUUAAAAUGAUUUUAAAGGCAGCAGUUUCAAUACACAGUAUAACAUUUCCGAUACAAUUAUACGAUACAAGGUGUUAAAAUUGACCAUCAUUCAUAUACUGCUAUUUCCACAUACUGUAUACAAGGAAAUGGGUUCAUUUAUUUCAUCGCUCUGUGUUUGUUUUAACUAAGAAAUCAAAAUGUAUUUUUUUCAUGGUUUUGUGAAAGAUGUUUUCUGUAUCUACCUACAUGUGUUUUGUGUUUCCUUCAGUGAGUACGAUUACGUGCAUACAGUAAUACGACAAUUGUGGAUAGUCAGAUUAUCUGAUGGCACUCUGAUAAAUGUAGAAAAUCGCCAAUCAAAAUAUCUAUGUUCUAUCACAGUGACCAUGUUAGUUUUGGGAAGCAUAUUUGAUUCUGAGUUCAGACAUAUAACGUUUGUAUGUGAAAACCACUUCUCAAACUCACUUCACUCACAUUAAAGUGGGAGGCUCGCUUAGCUGGUGCCCAACACGUGCUGAUCAAAUACACGGCUGGAACACAGAUUAAGGUGUUUACAUGUCCUAAUAAUUUGAAAGAUUACUCAGAAAACCGUAUGCUUACUUAGAUUUUGACCGUACGCCGAUUUAACAUCAGAAUAAGGUGUUUUACAUUACUACUGCAUAGUCUGCCAACUGCAAUAGUCUGUUUUAGUAUCGUUCUUACUGUGCAUGUAAACGUACUCUGUGUUAAUUUUGAAUCACUAUUGAAUGGGAUAAUCUGGGAUUUAUGGUACAGGCCGGUACAUGCACGGACCAGUCCUCACCAACACUGUCCCUGCAGGUCACAUUCAUCCAGUUGCCCAGACCACAUCAAUGAUCUUCAAUCAUGGUCCUGGACCCCACAGGCUGCGCAGGCUUUUGACCUAGCCCGGCACUAACACACCUAUUUCUACUGUUCUUGAUGAGGCUCAUGGUGGUUCAUUUAGCUGAAUCAGUGUGUUAGUGUUGGGCAGGAACAAAGGCCUGCACACACUGCUGCCCACCAGUAAGACUGUAAAGACAUCUACCCAACUCAUGAUAUGGGUAAAUAAUAAUUUUACACUAUAAGGAACUCAUCUAAUUUCAUACAUAUCAUUAAUGUUAUUGUAGUCAUCUUUAUAUUGAGCUGUAUCGAAACAUCUUAAUUUGUGUCAUUUUAAAGAACUUGCAAUGACUGUAAAUGCACCCUGAUGCAAGCAUUAUUUAGAUGAUAUGCAAUGCUUACCUGACUGGAUAGGACAUUCCUAUGCUGGAAAUUGACUGUCGGACUUCCGUCCUGAACAUUUAACAAUAAACAUUUCUAAAGAA
Messenger RNA from Oncorhynchus masou masou (cherry salmon), 4056 nucleotides. RefSeq names its product zinc finger, C2HC-type containing 1A (gene zc2hc1a). The transcript has 10 exons. Bases 82 to 1077 code for a protein of 331 amino acids. The record is from RefSeq and is a predicted model, not a curated record. Lineage: Eukaryota; Metazoa; Chordata; Actinopteri; Salmoniformes; Salmonidae.